AUGAACAAGUCUGAUACCAAGUCGCUUACCGUCUGGUUGACCCCUUCCGGCCCCAAUCCAUGGAAGGUUGUCCUCAUCCUCGAAGAACUCCAGGUUCCUUACGUGAUUGAAUCCUUCAAGUUCAACGAUGUCAAGGAGAAACCCUACACCGAUAUCUGCCCCAACGGCCGUGUCCCUGCGAUCGUGGAUCCCAACACCAACCUGACGCUCUGGGAGUCCGGCGCCAUUAUCCAGUAUCUGGAGGAGGUCUACGACACGGAGAAGAAACUAACCUAUGACUCGCUUACCGAGCGACAGCUGCUGAACCAGUACCUUCAUUUCCAGAUGAGUGGCCAAGGGCCCUACUUUGGCCAGGCUGGAUGGUUCAACGUUCUGCACCCCGAGAGAAUCCCCUCCGCCAUGGAGCGCUACAACAGCCAAGUCCACCGCUUCCUGGACGUGCUAAACACAUGUCUUGAAGGCAAGGCUUGGCUCGUUGGCGAUAAAUGCACCUACGCUGAUUUGGCAUUCGUGCCGUGGAACUGUCGGCUUGAGAUGCUGUUGCAGACACCCCCAGAUGAGGACCCACUGGCACAAUACCCCAAUGUGCAGGUUUGGCAUAACCGCAUGGUUUCCCGACCUUCAUGGAACCGCUGCAUGGAGGUUCGAGACAAGCUCAUGGAUGAUCAGGGCCUGACGCCCAAAGGCAUGCCCAAGGGGAUAAACAAUAUCAAAGAGUAUGAGGAUCUUAUUGCUCGGGAAGCUGCCGAGAAAGAGAAAUAG
Messenger RNA from Aspergillus nomiae NRRL 13137, 762 nucleotides. RefSeq names its product glutathione S-transferase family protein. The transcript is spliced from 5 exons. Lineage: Eukaryota; Fungi; Ascomycota; Eurotiomycetes; Eurotiales; Aspergillaceae. Bases 1 to 762 code for a protein of 253 amino acids. The record is from RefSeq and is a predicted model, not a curated record.